UUUGAAAGUAGACAACGUGUAGCCACUUUCCAAGAAUGACUAUUUACAGUUUAGCCACCGCCGGCACCGCCGCGAUAAUAAAUAAUAAAUCCGCGCAUAAUGAUCGAAGGGCCGUUCUUUUCUCUAGGGAUAAAUAAUAAUUAUUCUACGUAGGGAUAAAUAAUAAUUAUUCUAACGUCCCUUUCACGGCGGGACCGAGCGGAGUGGAUAUUAUUUACUCCGUUUGUACGUGUCGCCUGUCAAACGUUCUCUCGCGGCCGCGCUGCCGCGCUGCAACCGCCGCGUUCCCGUUCACUUCUUCUGCGCCUCGGACGCCGCGGAGCGUCGCGUUGCUGCACUGCGCAGAUGCGGAACGGGAGCGGCGCGCACGGAACGAAGGAUCGGGACGCGCGCGACCUGACGGACAUCAGCCAUGUCAGCUAACGAUCAGUCUCUGGUGAGGAUCAAGGUUGAGGAAGAGUAUGUCCAGGUUCUGGCAGUGGAUCAGAACACUCCAGUCAUCUCAGAGGAACCACAUAUUGUUAUGAACAGUAAGGAUCUGCCCAAACCUUACAGCCUGCAAAUGGUCUUCGAAGAGCUCCUGCUCGAUCCUGUGGGGCCUCCAUCUGUUCCAGACAUUCUGCAGGCCAGGAGGGAGCCGGAGGAACAAAGCUACAGCCCCAGAGCCAAGAGAAAGAGAAGCUCUUCUUCCCUGUUAGAUGCCAUGGGUUCCGAAGUAGAGGAGGAGUGUCAGCCGGAGGACUCGACGGAUGUGGAGCUCGAGUAUGAUAGCCAGCCAUCAGCUGAAGAGGCUGUUGGAAGCGCCGAAGACCUCUAUGUUGAUCACCAAAGAACUCUGGGAGAAAUACUGACAUAUUGCCAGGUUAUGUAUGAGGCCAUCAGGAACCUUGAUCAGAAAUUUGACAGUCUUCAAGCCAAGGUCACCAGCAUGCAAGCCCAGUUUGGGCCCAGCCUCUUCCAGCAGAAAGCACAACUGAUGUCCAGCAGCGGGACUCCAGUGCAGCAGGUGAGGACAGAGGGAUCUUCCAUGGCAGACUCUGGGCUGCCCAUGCCUCUGCUGAUUCGGGUGGGCUCCCCCCCACCUUCCCUCCAGGCAGAGGGCAAGAAGCCGCCAACGCUCUCCCCAGCACCAGGGGUCCCCAGUCCCCCACGGCUUGCGCCUCAGGGAUCCUCUAAGCAGACCACAGCAACAGCCUGCCUGUCUACGCCCUCACUGCCUGCUAGUAAGACCGCUGCAGAAACCCCCAAGAAACCAACCCUGGCGGCGAAGGGUGGCCCCUGUAGAACUGCCCGACGAUGUGUCUCCAGGGGGAAAAAAGGUGCACAAAAAACAGUGUGGUUGGGGGAUCCCAAGCGAAAGGUGCGGAUCCCCAGCAGUGUGCUGAAGAAAGCGGCGGGCACUCCGAGCCCCCGCAGUGCCGUACGCCUCCUGCUUCGGAACUUGUUUCCCGUGGAGACGCUCACCUCCAGCAACAUCAUGGGGGACUCUGUCCGGGGUCUGAAGAAGUUGGACCCCAACAAGAUUGCCGCCAUGCGAGAAUGGGUUGCUAAGAAAUUUCCCACCUUUGACCUGAAGGAAAACGGCAGGGAUUGGAAGGCGUGCGUCUCCAUCAUGAACUCCACCGCCAGGUACCUUCGCUUCGAGGCCAAGAAGCACAAGCACAAAGGUGAAGGCAGUGGCAACAAUGAGAAAACGCUAUUAAGCGAAGCUGAAGCACCUGUCUCCAAGGCCACAGCAGAGAUUGAUGUGGAGCUGUCUGACAGUGAGGGAGACGGCCCAUCCACAUCCACAUCCCGCAAGACCACCACUUCCAUGCCACAGCAGAAAACUACAGAAAAAAAUUCCAGGACUAGGUUGGCAGAUGGACAGAGCAUCAAGGAAGACAUUUUUGAGUACCUCGGGCCUCCCAGCCGCCAAGUGAAAGUGCCGCAAUCCGCAAUGUCCACAGCUCGCUUACGCACCAGACCAGAGUUAGUUGCUCGCUUCCUCAUCAAAUACCUUUUCCCAGAGCAUGUGCUGGUUAAAAGCAAUGUCUAUGGGAACCGGGAACAUGGCAUCCAGGCACUGGACCAAAACAAGAUCAGUGCACUGAGAGAACACCUGAAGGACCGUUUCCCUUGGAUGCUGCUGGAGGAGAACGGGCAGGACUGGAAGGCAUGCGUGGGGGCCAUUAACAGCACCAUACGCAAGUUCCGCCACGACCUCAAGAAGGGCAAAACCCGCAGAAAGGGCCACUGAGCCGUGUUUUACAGCGAGGGUGUGACAGUUCGUGUUCCGUAACGCACUGCACUGAAACUUUCACCAAGGGCUUCAUAACUGGAGUGUUGUAACAGGUAGUGUAGUUCUGUCGACUUAGGUUGCAACUAUUUUUUUAUCUGCAGUCACUGGAACUGUUUUUUUUUACUGGUGAUACAACUUAUACUGUCAUCUGUCAUUGUUCGGGUUCCGAAUAUCUGGUUUUGUAUUCGGACUGCGGUUAUUCAUAGCCUUUAUCCUUAGCUAGUCUGGACUGUCAUUUAUCCAGUCUGGGACAUCGGCUCCAGACCAACAACAUCCAGGUCAGCAUGAUAAACUAAAACCGCCUUUGAAAGUUUUACCAACUGACUAUGUGAGCGAGACUGUGAGAUGCACUGCAUUGUGGGAACUACAUACAAUUGCUUGUCCCGAGCGGAGACGUGGCAAGCUAGGGCCUUGCUUGGCGGCGGAGGGCGCGGGGCCGAGGAGGAAGGGGGACAUGCCCACGAUGGGAUGCCAGUCCAUCGCGGGGCACCCCAAGCAGGACUCGAACCCCUGACCUGCCACACAGCCAGCACUGACUGAACCUGCCAUGAACCCCCCCCGCCCGAAAUAAUUUUUUUAAAUUUUAUAUAUAAUCUUAUAAUAAUUGUUAUACAUUUUGAUGUGUGACACAUCUUUUUCUUUAUGAUAUUAGCCAUCAUGUAAGGACCUUGGGAGGGGCUUGAAAAAAAAUUAGGUUUUUUCUCAGUAAGAAAUCCUGGAAUAAGUAAUCUCAUCAUCUGGUUUUUUUUCAUAUUUGGUCUGCUUUUCAAGAACGCAUUAGCAUUAGAUAUCGGGAGAUAAAGGUAUUACAUUUACCGUCUCUUUUUUUUGGGAAGCACUUUUAUUUAAGUGCAUGCAAAGCUGAAAUAACUGUCACUUUUAAUGUUAUGUUUUGUUUCUAUUUAUUAAUGUUUGUUAUGAAAAUUAAUAUAUUUUGUCAGAAUGCUUGUAUUUAUAUUAAGUUGCAGCUUAUGGGAAUGUAUAAGUUCAAAACGUGUACACUAUACAUUAACCAAUUGUGAGGCACGGCAAAGCAAAAGACAAAACCAGUUUUAGUUACCACUGCAGUUCUCCUCCUUGAGCAAAAGUUUGUAAUAAAUCAUAGAUAUUUGCAUAAGUGAAGUGACUUGCUGUUUCUGUAUACACUAACUCCUCAAUUUUACAAAGACAGUUGGGGCUCGAAAUAUGUAAAUAACUUGGUUUGUUAGUAAAUGAAACCAUUACAUUUCAAUCAAAAAACGCUUAAUACAGACGUCCCUUUGAUCUACUCGCUGGUAAGGUUCUGUCACGAACCUCGCAUAAAGCUGUAAUGAAAGAUUUAAUUUAUUCUAUUGUCAUUUACGUCCUCUGCAGGGUUCCAGAGCUUUUCUAGAAAGAUACGCUAUGGCUGGGACGCCAAUCCAUCACAGGACUUUUAAUGACUUUAAUUAAGAUGAAACAACACUAUGAUUAAACCUACUUCAAAAUUCUUGCAAAUGAAAAAUUUAUCAUUGCUAUUAAAUCCUAUUUAAUACUGACCAAUUUGUCAUAUAUACCUGUUCACUGAGCAGCUUCUGCACAGGUCUUGGCUAUAGUUAAUUGUACAUGAAAAACAUCUUUGUUGGACUUUUAGAUUUGUGCUAAUGCUUUUCCCCAAAUCAACUUAAAGUUUUAAGCUACUUAAGAGUUACGCAAGCGAGUAAGUCUUACCGGCACGGUUUAGGGUUAGUACCCUCCUUAAGGGUUCUACGGCAUGAAGCGGGACUCCAACCUUCAGGGCUGAAGGCUGCAGCUGUAACGGGCAGGAUUGUCACCAGUGGGAUGAAUGGUUGUAGCAAUUCUUGGAGCCCAUGCCUUUAGAGCAGUACUUUCAGAACUAAUUUAUUUUAUUCAAUGGGCAGCAGAGCAAUAUUCUUUCAAGGGGCCCAGAAUAACUAGCUGCGCCCUUGGUAUUCGGUACACUACCCCCUGCCGUGUUUUAUUCACUUCCAGCUACAUUGAAAUGAGUCAAAUAAUUUUAAAUGAGUAGUUCAUAGUUGAGGGGGUGCGGCGGU
Scleropages formosus (Asian bonytongue) is the source of this 4314-nucleotide messenger RNA. RefSeq lists its product as uncharacterized. Gene Ontology annotation, molecular function: DNA binding. The record is from RefSeq and is a predicted model, not a curated record. The transcript is spliced from 12 exons. Lineage: Eukaryota; Metazoa; Chordata; Actinopteri; Osteoglossiformes; Osteoglossidae. The coding region runs from base 413 to 2239 and encodes 608 amino acids.